CUCCGUUUCGUGUUCCCUGGCCCCGCCACUCCCCUCCGCCAGCCGCCACUGUUGCGUCUCAAGGGCAGGGGGGCAGAUUGAGGCACUGGGCAGGUCGGCUUCCGGCGGCUCUCGGAUCACGCUGGCCUUCCGCGCCUCGCCGGCGGCCGGCGCGUCAACCACCGUGGUGCUCCGCGGUUUCCUUCCACCUAUUCUCCCGGUAACGCCUUAGAAAGUUCGUUGGGGCACCAAAGAGUUGCCUGCCGUGUGGCGGGUGACUGACUGUUCGGGAUGGGCAGGGUGAGCUGCUUCACCGGCCUGCUCGGCGGCAGGAGGAAGGCAUCGAAGGGUAAGAACAAGGGCGCAUACGCCAGGAGAGUUAAUGGCAAUGACUGCCCCAAGGUGAAGCCGGUGGAGUUCUUGGACAUGGCGGACACUGUCGACGUCAGCAGACGCGGCGACAACGUCCCUGCAUGCAACAGUAAGUUUGUCGUUGGCUCAGCCACAGGGUUGGCACGCCGUGGCAGUGGCGAGAACGGCGACAAGGCCGCAAUUAAGAGGGGCUGCUCGUCUGGCGCUGACCUCGUCGUCGUCGCCGGCGCCGGCUCGUCCGGUUACGACAGCAACGGAACAGGCAAAAGCGCCAAGAGCAUCGAGCCGGACGCCGGCGAGUCCUCCAGCGUCGGCCGCAUGUUCCCGACGCCGACUGCGUCGCCGAAGCUGAAGCGCUCGUGCUCCAACAUCGAGACGACGACGAGGUCGUCCGCGCCACCGAAAGGGUUCGAGUUCGACCUGCCGGCGAAGUCGCGCUCCGACAACGACCUGAACGCCGUGCCUCCCGCGAGGUCGACCACCCCCAGCGGCGCGCCGGACGCGAGCCCGGCGGCGUCCGUGAGGACGUCGUGCUCCGCCGACCGCGUCAUGCUGAAGAAGCGGUCGUCGAGGCAGGUGCUCCCGUCCCGGAGCCGGAGGCUGUGGUGGCAGCUGUUCCUGUGGAGCCACCGCAACCUGCACCGCGCGGGCGCGGCCAUGCCCGCGCUGCCGUCGGCGGCGGAGGCGCCGCACCAGCACGACGGGUACACGUCCGACACGCUGGACGCGAUCACCGUGGCCACCGCGGACGCGAAGGACAAGGACGCCGCCGCCGUGGAGGAGGACCCGAUACCGAGCCAGUGGGUCGCCUUCUCAGCGGAGGCCUCGUCGCCGCUGGACCGGGUCAGCGCGUGGGUGAACAGCCUCGGGGACGGCUCGUUCCACGCCGUCGACGAGGAGGAGGACGCCAUGGAGCACGACGUCGCCGCCGUCGCUCGCCCGCAACCGCAAUGCUCUGAGAUCGUGGAGCUGCCCGCGGCCGGCAAGAGGCACAACCCGCAAGCGAGGCGGCGCGCGGCGGACGAGGCCGCCAACCAGGCGAGCAGCAUCGUGCACACGCUCAACGUGUUCUCCUCCGUCGCCCACAUCUCCGGCAUGGGGCUCAAGGCCGUCCCGGCGAUUGCCGCGUUCUCCACCCUCCGGGCAGUCAAUCUGUCUGGCAACUUGAUUGUUCAAGUCGCCCCCGGAUCGUUGCCCAAAGGCCUGCACUCGCUCGAUCUGUCGAGGAACAAGAUCGCCACCAUCGAGGGGCUACGGGAGCUGACGAAGCUGCGCGUGCUCAACCUCAGCUACAACCGGAUCUCACGGAUCGGGCAUGGCUUGUCGGGCUGCACGGCGAUCAGGGAGCUGUACCUGGCCGGGAACAAGAUCAGCGACGUGGAGGGGCUGCACCGCCUGCUGAAGCUGGCCGUCCUGGACGUGGGCUUCAACCGGAUCACCACCGCCAAGUCCCUGGGCCAGCUCGUGGCCAACUACGCCUCGCUGCGGGCGCUCAACCUGCUGGGCAACCCGGUGCAGGCCGCCACCGGCGACGACACGCUCCGGAGGGCCGUGUCCGGCCUCCUCCCGCGGAUCGAGUACCUCAACAGGCAGGCCGUGAAGCCGCAGCGCGCUCGGGAGGUGGCCAAGGACAGCGUCGCGCAGGCCGCGCUCGGGAACGGCGGCGGGUGGAGCUCGCGGAGGCGGACGGCGCGGCGGGUCACCCAGAGCCCCGGGCCGUCGAGCAGGAGCCGGGGCAGGGACGGGGGCAGCAGCCGCAGGGCCAGCAGGAGCAGGUCCAAGACGAGAAGGAACCAGGGCACCAGCCUCUCGAUCUCGAGGAGGUGAGGCAGCCCCCCGUGUCAUAUUGACAUGGGCGUUGAGCUCAAAGAGGGGAGAACCGAUAAUUCCAUCCGUGUGUUUAAACUGCCAUGUUGAGGUAAAUAAUGGGCAUUGCCGGAGGUAAUUUGAUGGAAUGGAACUUGGAAAAAGGAGCUUGUGAUGCUGUUCUUAAA
Messenger RNA from Setaria italica (foxtail millet), 2345 nucleotides. RefSeq lists its product as uncharacterized. Gene Ontology annotation, cellular component: cytoplasm. The transcript has 5 exons. The record is from RefSeq and is a predicted model, not a curated record. NCBI's taxonomy places the organism in Eukaryota, Viridiplantae, Streptophyta, Magnoliopsida, Poales, Poaceae. Bases 271 to 2178 code for a protein of 635 amino acids. Gene Ontology annotation, molecular function: protein kinase binding.